AUGUCGACUAACUCAUUCAACGCUACAAUUGCUCGGAUUCUUCAAACUGAAGGUUUUCAAGACAAAAACACCAAAAUUACAGAAGAAUGCAUGAAAUUACUGGAGCCAUACAUAGAGUUACUGAUAAGAGAAGGUGUGCUAAGGGCGCUGGAAAACAAAGAUGAAUCUUCGCCAGAGAAUGUUCUGGAGUAUACAGAUCUGGAAUCAGUAGCUGGUCUAUUGUUGAUGGAUUUCCAAUGA
Kluyveromyces marxianus DMKU3-1042 is the source of this 240-nucleotide messenger RNA. It is a transcript of the gene MHF2, whose product is annotated as Mhf2p. The coding region runs from base 1 to 240 and encodes 79 amino acids. Gene Ontology annotation, biological process: DNA repair; kinetochore assembly. The record is from RefSeq and is a predicted model, not a curated record. NCBI's taxonomy places the organism in Eukaryota, Fungi, Ascomycota, Saccharomycetes, Saccharomycetales, Saccharomycetaceae. The transcript has a single exon. Gene Ontology annotation, molecular function: protein heterodimerization activity.